Oryctolagus cuniculus (rabbit) is the source of this 1253-nucleotide messenger RNA. The record is from RefSeq and is a predicted model, not a curated record. NCBI's taxonomy places the organism in Eukaryota, Metazoa, Chordata, Mammalia, Lagomorpha, Leporidae.
UCCGGGGCGGGGCCGCGCGUGCGCGCUGCCAGGAGAGGCUAGCCGCCGGUGGUCGCGGCCGGUGACGGGGACCCGAGCACGACCCUGGCGGGAGGUCUCGGGGUGCGCUUCGGCCCCGACUUCUGGGGAGCGUCAGAACCGGGAGUUUAAAUACGAGUGCAGAAGCGCGUGUCCAGGCCUGUUCUUAGCAGCACUAUCUUUGAUAGAAAAGCUGGAAGCAGUCCCGGUAUCUGUCACUGGUAGACAGCUACGUUGUGAAUGUUCUGGGAAGACAGCACUGCACAAGCCACAGCCGCACAGGACAACAGGGGUGAACCUCGCAGCGGGAUCUCAGGAGAAGGGAGCCUCAGCCUCUCGCUCCGCCGACUGAGGAUGCCGCUCUUCGGGAAUACCUUCAGUCCCAAGAAGACGCCGCCUCGCAAGUCUGCUUCUCUCUCCAACCUGCAUUCUCUGGAUCGUUCGACCCGGGAGGUGGAGCUCGGCCUGGACUACGGGACCCCUACCAUGACCCUGGCGGGGCAGAGCCUCAAGUUCGAGAAUGGCCAGUGGAUCACAGAGGUUGGCGGAGCCGUGGACCGGAGGGAGGCCCAGCGCCUUCGCAGGCGGAACCAGCAGCUGGAGGAAGAGAACAAUCUCCUGCGGCUCAAAGUGGACAUCCUGCUGGACAUGCUUGCAGAGACUACUGCCGAGUCCCACGUGAUGGAGAAGGAACUGGACGAGCUGAAGAGCGUCAGCCGGCGGAGAAAGUGAAGGCCCCGCAGACGUGCUGGGGAGCAGGGAGCACCCCGCUGGCUGAGGGGGAGGUGGCGGAGCAGGUUUUUGGGUCUUUUUUUUUUUAGCCAACGUGGUGGACUGGGCCCUUGGAGAGUAUCAUUCAAGGGCUCGGCCAAGUGCUGGCCCUUCGGGGCAGCAGCAGGUAGGCGCUGUGGGUUCCAGGCCAGGGCAGCGCUGUUCCAGACGCACUCUGGAGCGGCCCUGCUGCAGGCACGCAGGCGCUGUUGUGCGGAGCGGCUGGCGUUCCCGGCUCACCCUCGCCACUGGCGAUGGCCGCACCCAUUCUAGAGGGCUGGGAGUGGGGGUCUCCCUGCCGCCCGGGCCACUCUCUCCCCGCCUUUAAAGACCUCGCUCCCCACACCCACAGCCGCCUCCGGCGUCCGCUUCCCUACAGCAAGCCCCAGCCUGCCACGGCCACUCUGUUCCUGUGCUACUUUCUUUCACACUACUUGUUUUUUAUUAAACGGUGGUAAACACUC